Amaranthus tricolor (Joseph's coat) is the source of this 1952-nucleotide messenger RNA. RefSeq names its product probable inorganic phosphate transporter 1-3. NCBI's taxonomy places the organism in Eukaryota, Viridiplantae, Streptophyta, Magnoliopsida, Caryophyllales, Amaranthaceae. Gene Ontology annotation, molecular function: phosphate transmembrane transporter activity. The record is from RefSeq and is a predicted model, not a curated record. Gene Ontology annotation, cellular component: membrane. Bases 161 to 1759 code for a protein of 532 amino acids. Gene Ontology annotation, biological process: transmembrane transport; phosphate ion transport. The transcript has 2 exons.
CGGAAGAAUGUGUAAACAUAAUAUGCUUUUAAAUACUCCAACAUCCCUCCAUUUUCUUCAAAAACACAAAGAAUUAAUAUUCCUUACUGCAUGCAUCCAGCGAGCUUAGCUUCUUUCCCUUCUCAAAACUGGAUAUAACGCCACAUAACGAAUUGCAUUCAUGGCAAAAGGACAACAAUUAGAAGUGCUGAAUGCACUUGAUGUGGCAAAAACACAAUGGUAUCACUUCACGGCCAUUGUGAUUGCUGGUAUGGGUUUCUUUACAGAUGCAUACGACUUGUUUUGCAUCUCUUUAUUGACUAAGCUUCUUGGGCGUAUUUAUUAUGAUGUUCCCGGCUCUAAGAAGCCUGGUUCCUUGCCUAUUAAUGUAUCUGCUGCUGUGAGUGGUGUUGCCCUUUGUGGUACUCUUGCUGGUCAGCUUUUCUUUGGUUGGCUCGGAGAUAAAAUGGGUCGAAAGAAGGUUUAUGGUAUGACCUUGGUUAUGAUGGUGUUUUCUUCCUUAGCUUCUGGACUCUCUUUCGGGAGUAGUGCUAAGGCUGUCAUGACCACUCUCUGUUUCUUCCGCUUUUGGCUUGGAUUUGGUGUUGGUGGAGACUACCCUUUAUCCGCCACCAUCAUGUCUGAGUAUGCUAACAAGAAGACCCGUGGAAGUUUCAUUGCUGCUGUCUUUGCUAUGCAAGGCGUUGGUAUAUUGGCGGGUGGUAUUGUUUCCUUGCUUGUCUCUGCUGCAUUUGAAAGCAAAUUCAAGCCUCCUCCAUAUAAAGUCAAUGCUGUGGCUUCUCUUCCUCCGGAAUCAGAUUACAUUUGGCGUAUUGUCUUGAUGUUUGGAGCUAUCCCUGCCGGUAUGACAUACUACUGGCGUAUGCAAAUGCCUGAAACUGCAAGGUACACUGCCUUGGUUGCUAAGAAUGCUAAACAGGCUGCUGAAGACAUGUCUAAAGUUCUUAAGGUUGAAUUAGAGGCAGAGGAGGAUAAGAUUGAGCAAAUAGCAAAAAGUGAGAAGCACCAAUUCGGGCUAUUCACAGCUCAAUUUGCUCGUGAAUAUGGAAUUCGUCUGAUAGGAACAACCAGCACUUGGUUCUUACUUGACAUUGCGUUCUACAGUCAAAAUCUUUUCCAAAAAGAUCUCUUCUCCUCCAUUGGAUGGAUUCCACCAGCAGAGGACAUGAACGCAAUAAGAGAGGUGUAUAUGGUAGCCAGGGCUCAAACUCUUAUUGCUCUUUGUGGAACCGUCCCAGGAUAUUGGUUCACAGUGGCAUUCAUUGACAUAAUUGGACGAUGGUGGAUUCAAAUGAUGGGAUUCUUUUUCAUGACCGUCUUUAUGUUUGCCAUUGCCUUCCCAUACGACCAUUGGAAAAAGAGGGAAAAUCGUAUUGGGUUCAUUCUGAUGUAUGGACUCACAUUUUUCUUUGCAAACUUUGGCCCAAAUGCAACAACCUUUGUGGUACCUGCAGAGGUUUUCCCAGCAAGGCUAAGGUCGACAUGCCAUGGUAUAUCUGCAGCAGCUGGUAAAGCCGGAGCAAUUGUAGGAGCAUUCGGGUUUGUGUACGCAUCACAAGAGAAGGAUCCGGCAAAGAGAGACCAUGGAUAUCCAGCUGGAAUCGGUAAGAAGAAUUCACUAAUUGUGCUUGGUGUAAUCAAUUUCAUUGGAAUGGUCUGCACACUUUUCGUGCCUGAAUCGAAAGGCAAGUCCCUUGAAGAAUUAGCUGGUGAGGUUGAGGUUGAUGAUAAUGGGGAUGACCGCAGAGGUUCUGCUUAAUAACCAGCAUGCUAAAUUUUGGCCAUGUUGCCUGCUACUUCAAAAGAAAUUAUUUAUGCCCGGAAAUUUAUUAAAUUUGUUGUAUUAUUUGAUUUGGUUGAUUGCGUGGGGCGAUAUUAUUGAGUGUUCCUUAACCAUUUGUUGUAUUCAAUCAUCUUUGAAUUUGUUUGUGUUGUUGCUAUAUAUAGCUAAU